CUGGCUCUUAUAAAUGUGGCUGCAGGAUUUCGGUUUAGUCCAGCAGUCAUCACAGGAGCUUUUCCCAGAGCCCGAACAGCGACUUGUGGUAUCUUCAGCUUUUAUCAGAAGAGACAUGGGCUUCUUCAAAUUAUCUGCUGUCUUCUUGCUCUCACUCUUGCUGUGGGAGGUGCACAGUAACAAAGAGCCAACACUGAAUUGUCCUCGGCACAGCUCAGCUGAAUACACUUCACCGUGUGACAGGACCUGCGCCAACGCACUUAAUCCUCAUGGACACGUUUGCACUGAGAAGGCACAAUACACCUGUAAAUGUAAAAUAGGAUUCCUGGCUCAGAUCGGGACUUCUGGGGAAUCUGUACAGUGCGUCAAAGCAGAAGAAUGCAAAGUCACCUGUGGUCCCAACCAGCACUAUAAGGCCUGCGGAUCCGGCUGCCCACCAACAUGUGAAAAACCAAAGGGACCUAUAAUCUGUACCACAAUGUGUUCUCCAAAAUGUGUCUGUGAUAAGGGAUAUGUUCGUCUUGACGAUAAAUGUGUACUAGAAAGCGAAUGUAAAAAUACACACGAUCAGCCGCAUCAUGCCUGAUCAUGCUGCAGAUAGAAUUAUGUUCUGAAAAAGCAAUGACAUUAUAUCUUUGAAUGUGUAAAGCAGAUGAAGCAGAGCUGAAUGUGUUAUUAAUCUGUUUCUUUCAUCCACUUUGAUGAUACAGCAAAUGUACCUGUAGUUCUAUGGAAAAAACACAUCAUAGUAUCAUCAGCCGUUAGCAAGUUGAGCUCUGCUAGAUUUCCAAAUGUUCAUCCUCCAGUUUAUUGCUGCUUGGCUUCUGUAAACUCCUUAAGAAAUAAUAAAAGUGUGAAAUAAUA
Bufo bufo (common toad) is the source of this 864-nucleotide messenger RNA. Its product is annotated as serine protease inhibitor swm-1-like. The transcript has 4 exons. The record is from RefSeq and is a predicted model, not a curated record. Lineage: Eukaryota; Metazoa; Chordata; Amphibia; Anura; Bufonidae. The coding region runs from base 14 to 586 and encodes 190 amino acids.